Messenger RNA from Entrophospora sp. SA101, 280 nucleotides. The record is from the annotation of a GenBank genome assembly. NCBI's taxonomy places the organism in Eukaryota, Fungi, Glomeromycota, Glomeromycetes, Entrophosporales, Entrophosporaceae.
GUGGUGAAUGGUGUAUUCACAUUGUUAACAUUAAUAGUUCACCCAAAAAGGAUUCGUAAUUUACCAAGAGCUAUAAAGAUAUUAAUUGGAUCACGUAAAAGAAAUCAAAGAUUGGAUGAGGAAUUACCAUUAGAUGUGAAAAUCACUCAAAAACUUGUAAAUGAAUCAUACGAGUGGUAUAUUUAUGAAGGUGAUAAAUCUCUUAUUUGUUCGCCAAUAAAGCUUUGUUUGGUUCUAACUUUAUGGAAUAUAGGUAGCUUAUCACAAUAUGGCAUUUGUG